This is a messenger RNA of Nelumbo nucifera (sacred lotus), 1156 nucleotides long. RefSeq lists its product as uncharacterized. NCBI's taxonomy places the organism in Eukaryota, Viridiplantae, Streptophyta, Magnoliopsida, Proteales, Nelumbonaceae. The record is from RefSeq and is a predicted model, not a curated record.
UUUCACUUCUCAAUUGUUUUAUUUUAAGAACAUUUUCUGUAUUUCUCCUCCGCUGCCGGCUUUCUUUCUGGUUUCGGAAUCCAUUUGCAGGGUAUGGUUUUGUUGGAAUGCUGUAGGAACACUCCAUUUGCGGGGUAGGGGCUUUCUGUCUGGCUUCGGAAUCCAUUUGCGCGAUCUCUCUCCUCACUUCGCCCCUCCUCGUUGAUGCUUUGCUGACUUUCGUUUCUAAAAUGUCUGCUAACGUCGAAGAAUUGGAGUUGCGGAACGACGAGAAAUCGGAAUUGGAGAAUGGACGCGAACUUGGAACAGUAAAAGAUUCAGAUCCAAAACUAAAGAUGGAGAGAUUAGAUCAGAAGAGGUAGAAAAAAAUCUCCCGCGGUUGAAAAAACCGAGUCUGCCGGGCUUCAGAAAGAUGAAGAGAAAAGCCGAAUUUAUACGAUGAGAGAAUUAUUGAAUGAAUUGAAGGAAGAUGGAAACGAGAUUGCUGACGGAGAAUUUAAGAGAGGUACCACUAGUUACGAUGCAGACAUACAGGAGUCAGAGGAUGCAAGCUCUCCUCACAGCCAAGAAGAAAUGCAACAGAAAUAUAUGGGCCAGAACAACAUUGCCUUGGAGUUGAUCAGUAAUGUCAUUGGUGUUGAUAAGGAAGGUCAUGCUCACCAACAAAUUCUUUCUUAUGCUGUUAAAAGGUUGCAAAGAUUAUUCAAACUUGACGAUAACAACCUCUUGAAUUGCAUAUUAGCAAGUUCGCCCAUGCAAAUAUAUUUUCGAGUGCUUGAAUGCAUCAAAAUUUGAUACAGAACACCUUCUCAAAGCUAGAAGAAUGAUGCUCUAAGAAUAUAUCUUUUAGUUGGCCUUGAUUUUUUAUAGUCAUUUGUUUGCAAAAUGUGAUUUAUAAAUGCAGAUAACGUUUUAGGCAUCUUGGUGGUUCAUUGAUUUUGGCCCAGGCCAAAGCAAAACUUUUAUAUUUGAAAAACGACAGAUUGCCGCUACAAGAACUUGUACACUCACCAAGGAGUUGAUAGUUGUUGUCCUGAAUUUCCCUCUAUUGGCCAACAACUCUAUUACAACACGUGGAGUUUAUUUAGCUUGGCUGUAGUUAGUUACACGGAUUUUUGAUCUCGAUUCUUGAAUCCGACCUUGGAUGUGAUUCACA